AUGCAGCUCCUGGCAUCCCUCACCCUCUGCCUCUGCGCAGGGCUCAGCACUGCUGUCAUUCCAGCGGAGGAGGAGAAUCCAUCCUUCUGGUACAAGCAGGCAGCUGCAGCCAUCGAUGCCUCCUUAAAACUCCAGCCCAGGACAAAUGAAGCCAAAAAUCUCAUCCUUUUCCUUGGGGAUGGAUUCGGGAUCCCCACCAUCACAGCCACCCGCAUCCUCAAGGCACAGCAGCAGGGGAAGCUCGGGCCUGAGACCCCUCUUGCCCUGGAUGCUUUUCCCUAUGUGGCUCUGUCGAAGACCUACAACGUGGACAGACAUGUCCCUGACAGCGCGGGGACAGGAACAGCCUACCUCUGUGGUGUGAAGGGCAACUACAAGACCAUAGGGGUGAGUGCGGCCGCCCGCCACUCAGAGUGCAGCACCACGGCCGGCAACGAGGUGAUCUCAGUGAUGGAGCGAGCCCGCAAAGCUGGGAAGGCGGUGGGCGUCGUGACCACAACGCGGGUGCAGCACGCGUCGCCCGCGGGAACCUAUGCCCACGUGGUGAACCGGGACUGGUACGCGGACGCCAGCAUGCCCCAGGAGGCGCGGCUGCAGGGCUGCACGGACAUCGCCUGGCAGCUGGUCCACAACGUCGACAUCAACGUGAUCCUGGGUGGUGGUCGGAAAUACAUGACCCCCGUGGGGACGCCGGACCCUGAGUACCCCGCCGACAGCCGGCAGAAUGGGAUACGUGAGGAUGGGAUAAACCUCAUUGAGAAGUGGCUGGCGCCACGGCCGGGUGCCCGCUAUGUCUGGAACAGGACAGAGAUGCUGGCUGCUGCUGCCGACCCCAACGUGAAUUAUUUGAUGGGUCUCUUUGAACCCGUGGACACCAAGUACAACCUGGUGCGUAACACCACCCUGGACCCGUCACUCACUGAGAUGACAGAGGCGGCCAUCACCAUCCUGAGCAGGAACCCCAAAGGCUUCUACCUCUUUGUGGAAGAUAAUGGGUGCCCAUCUGCAGGUGGCAGAAUUGACCAUGGCCACCACGAUGGCGCAGCCCAUAAGGCUCUGACAGAGGCAGUGGAGUUCGACACGGCCAUCGAGCGGGCUGGCACCAUGACAGACGAGGCUGAGACCCUCACCGUCAUCACCGCUGACCACUCCCACGUCUUCGCCUUUGGGGGCUACACCCUGCGUGGCUCCUCCAUCUUUGCUCUGGGCCAAAAGAAAACCACUGAUGGCAAGAACUACACAUCGAUCCUCUAUGGGAAUGGGCCAGGAUACCCACAUGGUGAACGGCCCAAUGUGGACCCAGAAAAAGCCA
Passer montanus (Eurasian tree sparrow) is the source of this 1312-nucleotide messenger RNA. RefSeq names its product intestinal-type alkaline phosphatase-like. The record is from RefSeq and is a predicted model, not a curated record. NCBI's taxonomy places the organism in Eukaryota, Metazoa, Chordata, Aves, Passeriformes, Passeridae. Gene Ontology annotation, cellular component: plasma membrane. The annotation marks the transcript as partial. Gene Ontology annotation, molecular function: alkaline phosphatase activity. Gene Ontology annotation, biological process: dephosphorylation. The transcript is spliced from 10 exons.